AUGAGGCCUGGCAGAAAGAACACCUACUCGUACACUUUUCCGAAUCCGAAUCUGGAUUCUCUUAAGGGGUUAGCAAGUCAGAUUACACUGGAUGAGUUGACCAAGUUCAAACAAGAUUAUGGGAGGAUUCUGUACUUCCUCAAGACACCGUUUACCAAGUAUGAAUGGGACGGAGUUCACACUUUGCUCCAAUUCUACAACCCUUCUCUCCGCUGCUUCACAUUUCCUGACUACCAUUUGGUUCCUACCUUGGAAGAAUACUCUUUUUUUCUCGGCAUCUCUAUCAAAGAGCAGAUACCGUAUCAUAGUAUGAUGAAGGCUCCUACUUCUAUUGAGAUUGCAAAGGCUCUUUAUUUGAGCAAAUCAGUUGUGGAAGCAAACCUCAAGGAAAAGGGAAAUUGUCCUGGAUUUCAUUUGGAGUUCUUGGUUCAGAAAGCUUAUGACGCUGUUGUGGCUAAGGAGUGGGACACAUAUGGAGCUCUUCUGGCUCUGAGUAUCUAUGGCAUAGCAAUGUUUCCAAAUGUGGUCAAUUUUGUUGACAUGAAGGUGAUCCAUAUCUUCAUUCUGAAGAACCCGGUUCCUACGCUCCUGGGUGAUGUUUAUCACUCAAUACAUCACAGAAAUGACCGAAAGGGGGGAUUGGUUCAGUGUUGUGCUCCAUUACUGUAUCGUUGGUUUAGGUAUCAUCUUCCUGAGCGCGGCCCUUUCGUUGACAAUAGACAUACAUCAAGAUGGUCUGAUAGAAUCAUGGGGCUGGUAGCCAAAGACAUUGUCUGGUAUAAUAGAUCGUUGGAUGACGUGGAGAUUAUUAUGGGUUGCGGAAAAUUUAAUAAUGUGCCUCUCAUGGGUUUAAGAGGAGGAAUCAAUUACAAUCCCAUCUUGGCUAGAAGGACUUUUGGAUAUGCUUUUGUAAGUCCCCCUGAAGAGAAUGAAGUUGAUGAUGUCAUGUUCUUCCAAUUGGCCACAAAUUCUGGUAAGCUGGAAGAAAUGGUACAAGCCUGGAAAACAGUUCGCCGAAAAGGUAAGAAGCAUUUUGGCCCAAAAUAUUGUGCUACUUAUGAGGCCUACAUUGCAUGGGUGAAGUCUGUGGUUGAAGCUCAAGGGAUGCCUUUUCCUCCUAAGGAUCCCUUAUACCCUCCAUCUGAGGACCAACCCAACAUUGUUUCCAUGCCACGCUACAAUCAAACGGUGAAUCAAAAUAGGGAAUUAACUGAACAAAUGGAAACAAUGCAGGUUAAGAUGGACAUUGCUCGCCAAGAGAAACUGUCCGCGAUACAUAAAUUAAAACAGAAAGAAAAAGAGCUUGAGGAAUUGUAUGCUGGUGGGAAUACCUCUCAGAAAAGAUCCCGAAUCGUUGAUAGCUCUAGAGAAAGAAAGAUGAAGGAGCAAUAUGAGGUUAAAUUGGCAAAGUUGACUGAGCAACUUCAGAUUCAAACUGAGAAGGCUCCUUCAGAAAAAACCCGUCGUCAGAAGGCAAAUAAGAGUCUGCUAGAACAUCAAGAAAAGUUGGAAGCAUGCUAUGCAAAUGAUAGAGAAUUGAAAAGCCAGGUGGAACGCAAAAAUCAAGAGAACACUCAGGCUCAAGAAGAGGCGAGGUACUGGGAGUUGAGAAACCGUCAAAUGGAAGCGAUGCAUGCCAGAAAGGACCUGCUAAUCCAAGCACUCAUCCUGAAACCUAAUCAUGAGGAUACCAAGAUUUUGUUCGAUGAGAUGAAGGCCUGGAGCGAAAAGUAUAUUGGAGAGAGCGCACUUCGUCAUGUUGACAUGGAGGGUCCUCCUUAG
Vicia villosa (hairy vetch) is the source of this 1782-nucleotide messenger RNA. RefSeq lists its product as uncharacterized. Bases 1 to 1782 code for a protein of 593 amino acids. The record is from RefSeq and is a predicted model, not a curated record. The transcript has a single exon. Lineage: Eukaryota; Viridiplantae; Streptophyta; Magnoliopsida; Fabales; Fabaceae.